UUUGCCUCUUUCCUUUCUCCCUUAGAUUUUCCUCUUGAAUUGAGAAGAAUGUGAAGAGAAAAGAAGAAGAAAUUUUCAGAUCGCAAGAGAAAUGAAUUCCUCAGCUCAGGUCUGUUACAACAAGACUACGUUCUACAGCCACUCCAUUUGGGUGGAAAAUUCUUUAGAAAACACACUACCAACCUUUGUUCUGCAAUUUGGCGUUGUUCUAGCAUUCAAUCGCAUUCUCCUACUUGUGGCAGAAUUAUGCCAUAUACCUGGUAUUGUUGUCAAUAUUUUGACUGGUGUUUUAUUAGGACCCUCUGUCAUGGGGCGUUGGGAUUCUUUCUUCCAAAACAUCUUCCCUUACAGGAACAUGUUGACAUUGGAGACCAUAGGGGCAGUGUCCCUUGUUUACUACGUGUUCUUGGUUGGGUUAGAGGUGGACUUGAAACCAAUAACAAGGUGUUACAACAAGAAAGCCAUGGUUGUUGCCACUGCUGGAACAAUCUUCACCUUACCAAUAGGGUUUGGCUUGUACUACCUUCUCAUCACCGAUAUGGGACACACAGCACAUACAGAAAAAAUUAAACACAUCAAGGGUGCAGUUUUAUGGGGAGCCACCCUUUCUUGCAGCAGUGAGUUCCCAGAGAUUGCCAAAUUCCUUUCGGAGAUGAAGCUUCUGCUAACAGAGAAUGGACAACUAGCUUUAACUUCUUCUCUGGUUAAUGACUUGUUUUCAUGGACACUACUUCUGAUGGCUGUAAUUCAAUCUUCUUACACUUCUCUGUUAUCAUUGAUCCUCACCCUCGUGACAGUGACAGGGUUCUGUUUUGUGAUUCAUCCCGUUGCUAAGAGGAUCAUCAACAAGGUUGGAACCGGGGAUCGUGAGUUUGUUGAGUCACAGGUGCUGCUUCUGUUGCAUGUAGUUUUGGUUGUGGGAUUCUUGUUUGAUGGGUUGGGUGCGCAAUCUGCGACUGGGGCUUUCUUUUUAGGAGUUGUGAUCCCAAAGGGUCCGCUGAACAAUGCCGUUCAGGACAAGGUGUUUGAUUUUGUGUCUACGUUCAUGAUGCCACUCUUUUUCCUCUGCAUUGGGGAGAGAGUCCAGAUUGAAAGCAUAGGCUUGGGAAUACAUUGGUACACCCUGGUGGUUGUUCUUGUGCUCGCCAUCAUGGCGAAGAUAGUGUGUGUUUUCGUGGUGUCUUGUAUCUACCAGAUGCCGCUAAUGGAAGGAUUUUCCCUUGCACUUCUCAUGAACAUGAAAGGAACGUUGCCAUUAGUCAUUCUGAUUUCCGGCAGGGACAUGCUUGAUCUGGAUAACCAAACCUUUGUGGUUAUGUUAUUGGCGUGUUGGUUAAUGACAGCAAUUGCGGGGCCUUUAUUGGCUUUGGCUACAGAAAUAAUUUCGAGGAGCAAACCUCUCACCGGCCAACAGAAGAACAGGCAAUGCACUAGGCCAGACUCACCGCUUAGAGUGUUAGCCUGCGUCCACACAAAAAGUGACGCCAACGCCAUCAUCAACCUUCUCAAAGCAUCAUGUCCAUCAGUGAGAUCCCCAAUUCAGGUGUUAGCAGUGGAGUUGAUAAAGAUGUCAAACCGCCCUGCUUCAUCCCUCAUCAUAAAGGAUGCUCGCAAGCCAUCCUUCACCUCGAGAUCCAGCUUUAACAAAGUCAAAGUCGGCGCCGGCGCUACGGACAACCUCGACAGCUUUGACAACCUCAGCCAGGCCAUCUUCUCGGAGAAGCUUCGGAUCAUCUCCCAAUUCAGCUCCAUGCACAAGGACAUCAUCCACCUCUCACAGCGCCGAGGCUUCACCCUCAUCCUCACCACCCUCUACAAGCAACCCACCUACGACGGCCUAGGCGCCGGCACCGCCACCGCAAGGGCCAUCAACAUCAUCAACCGCGACCGCGCCAGCAAGGACGAGAAGAAAGUGGUCAUGGAAAGUCUCAUUAAGGAAGCACCAUGUUGUGUUGCCUUGUUAGUAGAUAGGAGAUUUGGCCAGAAACGCGACAGGGAGAAGAGAAUUGCCAUGUUCUAUGUCGGUGGUGUUGACGACCGUGAAGCUCUUUCUUACGCAUGGAGGAUGAGUGGGAACAUGGAAGUUCAGUUAACAGUGGUGAGGCUCGUGUGGGAAAAUCCUAAAGAUGAGUUUGAUGACAAUGACAGGGAGUAUUUGAGGGAGUUUGUGCAGAGAGGGGCAAACACGCCGAGGGUGAGGUAUUUGGAGAAGACAGUGAGGAAUGAGAAGGAGACGGUGAGGCUUCUGAACAAGGUCGCAAACAAAGGGUUUGAUUUGUUCGUUGUGGGGAGAGGACAUGGGAGGAAGAUGUCACUGGCGCAAACAGAGGAACCAGUGUUGGAGGAACCGGCUCUAGGUCCUCUUGGGGAUGCUUUGGCGGAUUUAAACUCCGCUACUGAGACUUCCAUUUUGAUAUUGCAGAGAAAAGCUGUUGACAAUGGAGGUGAUUUGGGGAAACAUGAGCGAUCUUUGUCUGUGACAGAUGCUUUUCUAGAGCACCAAAUGAUGUUUCCUCCAUCAACAUAUCCACCAGUUGCUUUUGGUCACUAUACUUGAAAUUUAUGCCUCUGUGUGUGGUUAUAGUUUAUAAUGGUGUUCUUUGUGGAUUAUGGAACUGUGUUGAGUACAUGCUUGAUUCUGAUUAAGUAAAAUUCUUGAGUUUUGUGCAUGGAAAAGAUUUCCGCAGGAAGAGUCGGUCCCACCAAGAUGUGGAUACCACGAACUCGACCAAGAUUGACGUGUACUAGUGUUAUGAAAUAUCCGCCAUGACGCCGCCAUGGACGAUAUCUCGCAAUAUUCCGCCAUUAUUUGUCAUGUAUGGUGGGUCUCGGCUUUCCGCCAUCCGCAAUUAACAACACUGCUACAGAUGCGGUGAAACCUUGAAAAAACAAUGAGUUGGUUCUUGCUUGUAAAUAUCUGUUUAUUUUUUCCAGAUUAUGUGAAGAAUGCAUGUGAGGUAGUGGUGUACGGAGAGUGGAGUUAAUUAGGCUGUUGAGGUGAAGUAGUUUUUGAAAGGAUUUGCAUCCUAUCUUGUACUUGAAUAAUUCUGUGUGGCUUAGGCCAAUAUAGGAUGUCAUAAAUUUUCCUUAGAAUAAUAUAAUGAUGGAUUGAAAG
This is a messenger RNA of Lotus japonicus, 3115 nucleotides long. RefSeq names its product cation/H(+) antiporter 15-like. Gene Ontology annotation, cellular component: membrane; endomembrane system. The record is from RefSeq and is a predicted model, not a curated record. Gene Ontology annotation, molecular function: antiporter activity. Gene Ontology annotation, biological process: regulation of pH; proton transmembrane transport. Lineage: Eukaryota; Viridiplantae; Streptophyta; Magnoliopsida; Fabales; Fabaceae. The transcript has 4 exons. The coding region runs from base 92 to 2557 and encodes 821 amino acids.